AUGAUUAAUUUAUUUCAAUUAUUACCCAAUAUUAGUCACCUGAAAGUUGAAAUAUUCUUUAUAGAGUUAGAUGGAUAUCAAUGGAAACAAAUCACUGUUAAUUAUUUACCGCAAUUGAAAGUUUUCCAAAUGAAGAUGAAUACUGAUCUUUGUCAUUCAAUUGAUAAUCAGAGAAACGAAGAAAAAAUCGAUCAAUUUCUCGCAACAUAUCGUACACCAUUUUGGAUCGAACAUCAUCAAUGGUUUAUUGGAUGUCAUUGGGGAUUAUGGAUGGAGAAUAUUAUGAUGUUUGUUUAUUCGUUACCUUAUAAAUUUGGUGAUUCUCUUAUUUACGAGGAUCAAUUAUUGGAUAAAACAAAAUCAACUUGCCCAAAUGUAUAA
This is a messenger RNA of Adineta steineri, 381 nucleotides long. The record is from the annotation of a GenBank genome assembly. NCBI's taxonomy places the organism in Eukaryota, Metazoa, Rotifera, Eurotatoria, Adinetida, Adinetidae.